CCUGCCGGCGGAGGGGUGCUCGGAGCCCUUGGUCGGCUUAGGGGAGGGAGCGGAGAUUUUUUGGGCUGUUUUCAUCGCCUCGGAACGUCGCGCCGGCUCCCGGCCUGCCCUCUCUCACACCCAUCUCGUUCUCCACGUUCUAGGUGACGCUUGGACUCUGGCUUUCCCCGGCAAGCCGGCCCGCCUGGUGUCCAACUGCGGAUCCCCGGAUCCUUUAAGCGGCUCGCGCUCGCGUAUUCGCAGGUGACUGCACCCUGCCCGGCAUGGCUGUUCCCGUCCCCCAGCCACCGCCAGACCCCCAGUUUGUUCUGCGAGGCACACAGUCAGCAGUGAACGCGCUGCACUUCUGCAGAGGAGCCCAGGCCCAGGGGUGCCCGCUUCUCUUCUCAGGGUGUCAGCGUGGUCUGGUUCACAUCUGGAGCCUACAAACACGGAGAGCGGUUGCCACCCUGGAUGGCCAUGGGGGCCAGAGUGUAACUUGGCUGCAGAUGCUACCCCAGAGCCCCCAGCUCCUCAGUCAGGGCCGAGACCUGCGACUGUGCCUGUGGGACCUGGCAGAGGGCCGGAAUGCCGUUGUGGACGCUGUGUGCCUGGAGAGUGUGGGCUUCUGCAGGAGCUCCGUUCUGGCCGAGGGGCAGGCACGCUGGCUGCUUGCAGUGCCAGGGAAGGGCAGUGAUGAGGUUCAGAUUCUGGAGAUGCCAUCCAAGACGUCAGUGUGCACCCUGAAGCCGGAGGCAGAUGCCAAGCCAGGCAUGCCCAUGUGCCUGAGGCUGUGGCAGGCGCAGUCCAGUCCCCACCUCCUCCUUCUGGCUGGCUAUGAGGACGGAUCGGUGGCCCUGUGGGACGUCUGUGGGAGGAAGGUGUGCAGCCGUGUCUCCUGCCACGAGGAGCCCGUCAUGGGCCUUGACUUUGACUCUCAGAAGGCUCGGGGCGUCUCCGGCUCCGCGGGGAAGGCGCUGGCUGUCUGGAGCCUGGAUGGGCAGCAGGCCCUGCAGGCGCGCAGCUCUCACCAACUCCCCAACCCUGGGAUCUCCGACGUCACAAUCCGGCCAGACCGCAAGAUCCUGGCCACUGCAGGCUGGGACCAUCGCGUCCGUGUGUUUCACUGGCGGACGAUGAAGCCACUGGCUGUGCUGGAUUUCCACAGUGCUUCUGUCCACUGUGUGGCCUUUGCCACCGAUGGCUUGCUGGCUGCCGGAUCCAAGGAUCAGCGCAUCAGCAUCUGGUCACUGUACCAGCGCGUGUGACUCGCCACUCCCUUCUCUAGAGACUCGGAAGACGAGAAGUAGGCAUCUCACUCCAGCCCUGGCCCAGACAAGUGGACACUGACCGUCCAGGGCCCCUAAGGACCAGCAGGUGUAGCCCAAGGACCAUAGAGUCCUCACUUUCAUGAGGCUCCCUGUUCCUUUUCUGAGCUGUGGCAUCUAUGACAGUGACCGUGGCAACCAGCCAGAUCCCUGGCACCUUCUGCCCACGCCGAUUGAGAGGCAUGGCCUGGGCCUGACAGUGCCGUCAACUUGAGGACAUUAUCUAUUAAAGUUUCUGUUGCAAACCUCUUCCACUGGUCCCUCCACUUAAGAGUCAGAGCCUUUGGCUGGGGACUUAGCUCAUUGGUUCCACUGCCUGCCUUGCAAGUGCAAGGACCCAAGUUUGACCCCUAGUACCAAAAAAUAAAAGUCAGAACCCUCAGAUCCCUCUGGGGAGGUCCCCUGCUGGGCCUUGCAAUUGAGUAAGUGACCCUGAGCGAGGGUUCCAAGGCCUUUGGAGGCCACAGACCCUGACUGUGGCCUUCUGCUGAUGUCUGCAUAUCUCCUUACCCGUGAGAUGGGCAGGAACUCCUGACAUCCAGGACCAAGGCUAGGACUGGAGAAGAACAUUACUGAACUCCGAGGAAGUGUAGCAGGAAAGGGGCAGGUGCUGGAUGGCCAAGAUAGUUGGGGCAGGAGCUCGUGGUAUGCAAAGCAAGGCCAGACACAGGAUGGGGACGGGGUGUCAGUCCUAGAGGGAAUCUGUCAGUUAGGGUUCACUUA
Messenger RNA from Fukomys damarensis (Damara mole-rat), 2030 nucleotides. It is a transcript of the gene Gnb1l, whose product is annotated as G protein subunit beta 1 like. The transcript has 7 exons. Gene Ontology annotation, molecular function: protein binding. NCBI's taxonomy places the organism in Eukaryota, Metazoa, Chordata, Mammalia, Rodentia, Bathyergidae. The coding region runs from base 264 to 1247 and encodes 327 amino acids. The record is from RefSeq and is a predicted model, not a curated record.